Monosiga brevicollis MX1 is the source of this 1273-nucleotide messenger RNA. RefSeq lists its product as uncharacterized. The record is from RefSeq and is a predicted model, not a curated record. Lineage: Eukaryota; Choanoflagellata; Craspedida; Salpingoecidae. The transcript has a single exon. Bases 274 to 918 code for a protein of 214 amino acids.
CGGAGCAUGACGGGAGCGGAGCAAAUGCCAGGCUCAAAUAUCUAAAGAAACUGAACACCUUUGAUGUGCAUCGCACACGAAAUUCCUGCAAACAGCUGCAUCAAAGCAUCUUUCAAAGAUAUACGGCGCCACCCCCGACAUUCUUCUGCAGACCCCCCAGUACCGCCACCCAAUCGCCACAUCUAUUCCUGCGAACGACCACGUAAACGAUCCAACACAUUCUUUUGACCCCUGGCAGUGCCGCGCCCAAGCUGUUCGGUGCCACUGAGCGAGAUGGAGUUGAAUAAAGUGCUUGAAUACGGUGUUUUGGUCUCCUUCGGCGGCCUUGUAGGAAUAGCAGUCGCCAUGGCGGUAGAGCAAUACUUUUUGCACCCCGUGGCCCAACCGCCCAGGCGCCGCGCCGCAAAUCGACCACAUGCAGAGCCCAACGCUGCCCGCGACGCCCCGCCAAUCAUGCAUGUGCGCAUCCUUGAGGAUGAGGCCGACCGCGAUGACUUGACCUUGGAUGAAGUUGCUUUUGCCUCCGCUGCCGUGGAUGCUGCAACCGCAGAUGAGCUCUUUUUGGCAGAUCACUCCGGCUUUGCUGCCGAUGAUGAUGCCGAUACUCUUGAAUGGGAAAUGCGUGAAUCCUUGCUUUUGGGUGCCAGCGACUUUGGUGAGCUCGAUCAGCUACCAGAGGAAGAGCUGCGCGAGCUGGCCGACGACCAGGAUCUGCCUGCCUGGAUGCGCAUGGCCAUCCAGAGCCACUUGGCCUAUGAAGCUGGUGACGAGCAGACAGGACAUAUGCUGCACGAGACGGCUAAGCUCUUGCUUGUACGGCAUGAGCGAUCCGCCGAAUCUGCCUUUCCCACCCCACCCCCCUCACGUCGCUUUGCGCAAGCGCCGCGUUCAAAUUCACCGGGUCUCCCGCUCGGCUAACAAUCACAUGGCACGUGGGUGCGUACCUAGUGAGUAUCUAGGACGUGCUCAUCUCCAACUCUUUUGGCAUGUCAAUGCCCUUCCCACCGCCAUUGGUCACGAUGAUUUACUUUGUGGUGUGCCAUUCCUUGUUGCCCCUGCGGUAGUCUACAUGAUGUCUUUGCUUGCGUGAGUUUUGCCUGACAUGAGUCUGUCUCGAUUUACCUGCCUGCCAUGCUUGCCCUGUGUGCAAGGAAGGAUGCUGCCCGGCUGUGUUGCCGCAGCUGCUUCUUUUUCUUGGGGUUACCUCUCUUUUUUUCUUUUUCUUCCUUGUGUUAACUUUGCUGUGAGUAACUGAAUCCAAAACACGACCUUG